AUGCCGUACACGACUCUCCUGGGUCGUAUUGCCAGGGUUUGUCUUGUGGGACAGGACAUCUGGCGGUCUCAGACAUGGCUCAUCUGCGGUGAUGUCGUUGCGCCACACAACCCCAGUAGGGUAUUUCGCCAAUUUGGUUAUCACCAAGUGAUACCCGGUGACGCAUUGCUUCUCACUGCGGGGGAAAUUACUAGCUUGCUCAAGAGGAAGCCGUUUGGAGGAUCCGAUAGGAGAUGGAUACAACAACUAGGGAUAUAUCUCCAGGUUUGGAAUGAUCACCACCGAAGAUUUGUCGGGACUGAUGAUGAUCAUGUUGGCGAGCCUACAGCAGAUCCGAAGUAUCUCUUGUGGUACCAUCAGGUUACUGUAAAGUAUGUUACGGAUCUGACGGACUCUGAAAAUGCAAGGGGUUUUCACGGCUCUGCAGAGACCUUGCGCCUCAUGGCCACAUUGAUGGAGGACGUUCGUAGUCUGAGUAUUAUAGGCCAGCGUACUUUCGACAAGGACUCCUUUGGUUAUGAUCGCUUAGGCGAGAUUGUCCAGGUUGCUAAGCGGGCGUUGUCCGUCAAUGCAACAAAUGUUGUACGUCACGAUCCCGAGAGGCAGGUUGAGCAUUCAUCCCAUCAGUCACCACAUUCUCCACAUCAUUCACCCCAUCAGUCUCCACAUCAGUCUCCACAUCAUUCUUCGCCGACCCAACAGGCGUUUUACAGUCCCAUUAUGUCUCCCCAGCACCAGCAGUCCCAUUUUGCCUUCACUCAGUUUUCCUCCCCUCAGACUUCUCAGCCUCGGUUUGGAGAUGCUUUUAUUGACUUUUCUGGGUUCCAGCAGAGUUCUCUAGAUGACCAGUCGAUACAUUACACGAGUAACUUUCUUUCGAGUAUGAUCGAGGGUGUUGUGGGUCAGCAUCAGGCUGAUGACCCAGCUGGAGGUAAGGAUGCAGAUGAGGAUGAGGAUGAGGAUGAGGAUGAGGACGAGGAUGAGGAUGAGGCUGAGGAUGCAGACCAGCAGGAUCAGUUUGAGGGCCAGGGUUAUCAGCGCCAUUAG
Oldenlandia corymbosa var. corymbosa is the source of this 1047-nucleotide messenger RNA. The record is from the annotation of a GenBank genome assembly. Lineage: Eukaryota; Viridiplantae; Streptophyta; Magnoliopsida; Gentianales; Rubiaceae.